CGGCCACGGAAGCCGGAGGCCAGCGCGCAGGGCGAGUAGGGCACCGGGGGCGGGGGGCUCCGCUCCCCGCUUGACCCCUCUCGCGCCAGCCAGGAAAGGGAAGGCUCCUCGGAUUUUAGAGCCAGUGGACAGACCGACCGCGACUGCCAGCAUCUGCAGGUCAAGGACUUGCCCCACCCGCCCCCCUCCCCGCCCCCAAGGCGCUCCAAACUCACUGGUGAGCGCGGCGGCCCGGGCGCUGGAUGCGGGGGCCGCCGCGAUGGCCCCGCGCGCGGGACAGCCGGAGCCAAGGGGGCCGCUGCUACAGGGGCUGCUGCUCGUGGCGGCGGCGCUGAGCCAGCCCGCUGCGCCCUGUCCCUUCCAGUGCUACUGCUUCGGUGGCCCCAAGCUGCUGUUGCGCUGCGCGUCGGGCGCCGAGCUCCGGCAGCCGCCGCGGGACGUGCCGCCCGACGCGCGCAACCUCACCAUCGUGGGCGCCAACCUGACGGUGCUGCGCGCUGCCGCCUUCGCCGGCGGGGACGCGGACGGGGAGGAGGUGGCGGCGGGCGGCGUGCGCCUGCCGUUACUGACCGCUCUGCGCCUCACGCACAACAACAUCGAGGUAGUGGAAGACGGCGCCUUCGACGGGUUGCCUAGUCUGGCGGCGCUCGACCUGAGCCACAACCCGCUUCGCGCCCUGGGCGCCGGCGCUUUCCGCGGGCUGCCGACGCUACGCUCCCUGCAGCUCAACCACGCGCUGGCGCGGGGCGGCCCUGCGCUGCUGGCCGCGCUGGACGCCGCGCUCGUCCCGCUGGACGAGCUGCGCCUCCUGGGCCUAGCGGACAACGGACUGAGCCGCCUGCCCUCUGCCGCGCUGCGCCUGCCGCACCUCGAGCAGCUGGACGCGCGCCGCAACAAACUGGCCGGCCUGGGCCCCGACGACCUGCGCGCACUCGAGCGCGAUGGCGGCCUGCCGGUGCCGCGCCUGCUGCUUGCCGACAACCCCCUGCGCUGCGGCUGCGCCGCGCGCCCCCUGCUGGCCUGGCUUCAUAACGCCACGGAGCGCGUCCCCGACGCGCGGCGCCUGCGAUGCACCGCCCCGAGGCCCCUGCACGACCGGCCUUUCGUGGACCUGGACGAGGCGCAGCUGCGUUGCGCGGACCGCGGCGCCGAAGGUCGUGGGGAAGAAGUAGAACUCACCGGACCGGAGCUGGAAGCUUCCUAUGUCUUCUUCGGGCUGGUGCUGGCGCUCAUCGGCCUCAUCUUCUUAAUGGUGCUCUACCUAAACCGCCGCGGCAUCCAGCGCUGGAUGCGCAACUUGCGUGAGGCCUGCCGGGACCAGAUGGAGGGCUACCACUACCGCUACGAACAGGAUGCCGACCCGCGCCGUGCGCCUGCCCCAGCCGCUCCCACCGGCUCCCGCGCCACUUCCCCGAGCUCGGGCCUCUGAGCUUUGCCUCUUCGAGGUUGGAGGUGCCCCUGCCAGCUGAUGACUUUACUGAGGCUACCUGGCCUGCAGCAGUGGGUAUGGGACACCCGCGAGCUUGGGGCUUUUGAGACUUGCCCCUGACCUGCCUGAGACCUUUGAAUUUUGGCAUCACUUCCCGUCCCACCCCACCCCCACACACACCUGGAGACCCAAAACUGUAGCCCCUUCUUCCCAGCCUCUGAGAACCCUCACCAUCAAAGACCCAGAUAUGCCCCUUCUGAUUCCAGAAACCCUACCCACCCAUCCCAGGCUGCGGACCCAUCAACUCUCCUCACGCACUUUUAAGACUCACCCAGAGACCUGGCCCUAAAAUCCAGAAGCCCUGAGACUGCAUCCACCAAGCUCUUCCUGAGCCCUUACUCUCAGCAGGAAACACCCUAGACUUCAUGGACCCCCAUCUCCAGCUUGGAGCCCUCACUUUCCUUCCCAGAGCUCCCGCCCUCACGUCCCACUUUGGUCUCAGAAGCAGAGCACUCCCACAAAAAGGUUUUUGUGGACUUUGAGCCUUUUUUCUCACACCAGAACUCCUAGCCCUCCAUCCUGCGUAGAUACCCCCAUCCUGGGGCUCUGAAGUGUUGGGCGCUCUCCCCGC
This is a messenger RNA of Phyllostomus discolor (pale spear-nosed bat), 2060 nucleotides long. RefSeq names its product trophoblast glycoprotein like (gene TPBGL). Gene Ontology annotation, molecular function: protein binding. The transcript has a single exon. Gene Ontology annotation, cellular component: plasma membrane. Bases 260 to 1429 code for a protein of 389 amino acids. The record is from RefSeq and is a predicted model, not a curated record. Gene Ontology annotation, biological process: negative regulation of canonical Wnt signaling pathway. NCBI's taxonomy places the organism in Eukaryota, Metazoa, Chordata, Mammalia, Chiroptera, Phyllostomidae.